Messenger RNA from Nanorana parkeri, 1371 nucleotides. RefSeq names its product laminin subunit beta-4-like. Bases 1 to 1371 code for a protein of 456 amino acids. Gene Ontology annotation, biological process: substrate adhesion-dependent cell spreading; basement membrane assembly; cell migration. The record is from RefSeq and is a predicted model, not a curated record. Gene Ontology annotation, cellular component: laminin trimer. Gene Ontology annotation, molecular function: extracellular matrix structural constituent. The transcript is spliced from 10 exons. NCBI's taxonomy places the organism in Eukaryota, Metazoa, Chordata, Amphibia, Anura, Dicroglossidae.
AUGCGGCUCUCUGCUCAGGCAUAUCAGAGGUCCCAGAUUGCCAUUGGGCCAACCGCGAUUCAGGGAAACUGUGAGGAUGGAUCUUGUUAUCCAACUAUAGGAGAUCUUCUUGUGGGACGUAAUAAGCUGCUCUCGGCUUCAUCAACAUGUGGACAGGAUGAACCUCAAAGAUAUUGCAUCAUCAGCUAUUUAGAGGAUGAUCAAAAAUGUUUUAUGUGUGAUUCCAGAUAUCCAUAUAAUCCUUAUAAUCAACCAAACAGUCACCAGAUUGAAAAUGUUAUAACAACGUUUGAUUCAGACUGGAAGAAUAAGUGGUGGCAAUCAGAAAAUGGCAUUGAUUAUGUCAGCAUUAGACUGGACUUAGAAACAUUGUUCCAGUUUAGCCAUCUUGUAAUGACCUUCAAGUCAUUUCGACCUGCAGCCAUGCUGGUUGAGCGAUCUCGUGACUUUGGAAGAACAUGGAAAGUAUUUAAAUACUUUGCUCAGAACUGUGCAUCAGCUUUUCCUGGCAUCCCAGAAGGGCAUGCUGAUGAUGUCGGGGAUGUGGUUUGUGACUCUAGGUAUUCAGACAUUGAGCCAUCCACAGAAGGGGAGGUGGUUUUAAAAGCACUUGAUCCUAGUUUCGAGAUUAUUGAUCCUUAUGAUCCCUAUAUACAAGAUAUAAUUACUCUCACUAAUCUAAGAAUCAAUUUUACAAAGCUUCACACUUUUGGGGACACACAUAGCAAUGGGUGGCAGAGUGAGCCCCAUGAGAAAUACUACUAUGGCUUAUAUGAAAUGAUCGUGAGAGGAAACUGUUUCUGCAAUGGACAUGCUAGCCAAUGUGUUCCUGUGGAUAACAUGAGAGGUGAUGUGUUCAGUCAGCCUGGAAUGGUUCAUGGUAAAUGUGUCUGUCAACAUAACACAGAUGGCCUCAACUGUGAAAAAUGUAAAGAAUUUUAUAAUGAUGCACCAUGGAGCCCAGCAGUUGGUUUUGAAGACAAUGCGUGCAGAAAAUGCAACUGUAAUGAACACUCCGAUAAGUGUCACUUUGAAAUAAAGGUCUAUCAAGCCAAUAAUGGCACCGGUGGCGGUGUUUGUGAUAAUUGUCAGCACAACACUGUAGGAAAUCAGUGUGAAUUUUGCAAGCCAUACUUCUAUAAUGAUCCUCUUAAAGAAAUUUCGGACCCAGACACUUGUAUUCCCUGUGACUGUGACCCAGGCGGAACACACGGUGGUGGAAUAUGUGAGGGCCACACAAACCGCAAACUGGGAAUCAUUGCAGGGACAUGCCUAUGCAAACAAAAUGUAGAAGGAAUCCGCUGUGAUCAGUGUAAACCAGGCUAUUUUGGAAUGAGCGCUAUCAAUUUUUUGGGUUGCCAAUGUAAGUAG